Xiphophorus maculatus (southern platyfish) is the source of this 3184-nucleotide messenger RNA. RefSeq names its product excitatory amino acid transporter 5-like. The transcript is spliced from 12 exons. Gene Ontology annotation, cellular component: plasma membrane. Gene Ontology annotation, molecular function: glutamate:sodium symporter activity; L-glutamate transmembrane transporter activity; neutral L-amino acid transmembrane transporter activity. The record is from RefSeq and is a predicted model, not a curated record. Lineage: Eukaryota; Metazoa; Chordata; Actinopteri; Cyprinodontiformes; Poeciliidae. Gene Ontology annotation, biological process: L-glutamate transmembrane transport. Bases 290 to 2035 code for a protein of 581 amino acids.
CAGAGAACGGUGCGCUCUAUCGAGCUCUGGUGGAGAUGGGAGCACCUCUUUCCCAAAUAGCUCACAGAGAAGGUUGGAAAAAAAGAACCUGGAGACCAGAUUCUGGGUCACAGGACGUGACAUCACUUCCUGUUGGUGAGUUGAGCUGUUGCUGAAGGAGUCGGUUUCAUUGGCCUCUGAUCACCUUCCUGAAGGAGUGAAGAGGAAACGCCGCCCCCCUCCGGUCCACCUUAAGCCUCUUAAGGCGGUAAGCCUCCCGCAGCCUGCUGUUGUUGAUUGUUUCUCCCUCAUGGAAGAGGCCGGCUGCCCCGCGCCUCGUUGCCAGGACGACCCCACCACCUCGGAGGCCAUGGACGAGCUUCUGCUGCCCGGCGGCGGCGGGGAGGAGGCCCGGUCCGACCCGGCGGGCCAGGUCAGGGCCUGGCUGAGGGCCCUCGUGGGCGGGGACUUCUGGAGGAACCUGAGGGGCUUCUGCCGGAGGAACGGGCUGCUGACGCUGUCGGUCAUCGCCGUGGUUACCGGCUGCACGCUGGGCUUCAUGCUGAGAGGAACCGAGCUGUCCACACAGGCCAAGAUCUACUUCUCCUUCCCUGGAGAGCUGCUGAUGAGGAUGCUGAAGAUGCUCAUCCUUCCUCUCAUCACGUCCAGCUUGAUGUCCGGCCUGUCGUCCAUGGAGUCCAAAGCGUGCUGCAGGAUGGGCGUCCUCACCGUCACCUACUACCUGUGGACCACCUUCAUCGCCGUGGUGGUCGGCAUCGUCCUCGUUCUCAUCAUCAAGCCCGGCACGGGGACGGAGAUGGAGAGCAACCGUCUGGGCGGCGGGCCGGUCAUGACCUCGGCCGACGCCCUGCUCGACCUGAUCAGAAACAUGGUUCCCUCCAACUUGAUCGAAGCCACGUUCCAGCAGUACAAAACGGACCUGAUCCCCAUCCUCAGAGUCUCAACCAAAACCAUCCAGCCUAACUUUGUCUACGUUGUCCCCGACGACAACGACCCUAAAGGACGGACCGUCUACCUGGAGCUGACUCCGCCCCCAGACGUCAUCUACAAGACGAGUCCCGGCAGCAGCCAGCAGAUGAAUGUCCUCGGCAUCGUUAUCUUCUCCGCCACCAUGGGUCUGCUGCUGGGCAGGAUGGGAGAACGUGGCGCUCCGCUGGUCAACGUCUGUCAGUGCAUCAACGAGUGUGUGAUGAAGAUCAUCAACGCUGCUGUGUGGUACUUCCCGUUUGGGAUCAUCUUCUUGGUGGCGGGGAAGAUCCUGGACAUGCAGGACCCGAGCACGCUGGGGAAGAAGCUGGGCUGGUACGGCAUCACCGUCCUCACCGGCCUCUUCGUCCACGGCCUCGUCCUCCUCCCUCUCUUCUACUUCCUCCUCACCAGGAAGAACCCGUUCAGCUACAUCCGGGGACUUCUGCAGGCCAUGGUCAUCGCACUGGCCACCUCCUCCAGCUCUGCCACGCUGCCCAUCACCAUGAAGUGCCUGCUGGAGAACUGCCAUGUCGACCGGCAGAUUGCCCGCUUCGUCCUGCCAGUCGGAGCCACCAUCAACAUGGACGGCACGGCGCUGUACGAGGCUGUGGCGGCCAUCUUUAUCGCUCAAGUCAACGAUUACGAGCUGGACCUCGGCCAGCUGGUCACCAUCAGCAUCACGGCCACAGCCGCCAGCAUCGGAGCCGCCGGCAUCCCUCAGGCCGGAUUGGUUACCAUGGUGAUCGUCCUCACCUCUGUGGGCCUGCCGCCCGAUGACAUCACACUGAUUGUGGCCAUUGAUUGGAUCCUCGACAGGUUUCGCACCAUGAUCAACGUCCUGGGCGACGCCCUGGCCGCAGGCAUCAUCGCACACCUGUGCCGAAAAGAUUUUCCUCUGAGUGAAACAGGAAAGCCGGUUCCGUCGUACGGAACCCAGAACCGCCACAGCAACUCCUACAGCAUCAGCGUUCCCAUGACGGAGAUCCACUGCCACCGCGACCUGCCGGGCGACCCGCCGGGCCCCUGCCGGGCCCACACCGUCUACUACAACAUCUGCCAGGUGUGAUGGACCAGAACCGGGUCAGGCAGCGCUCCUCAGACCGCCGGGUCUGGGACCGGAGAAGAACCGGAGCCGGACUCUCCGUUCCGCUCUUCGACCGGCCGGUCCUACUGGAAGUGAGCUCCAGACGGGGUCAAAGGUCGCUCAGACCGAAAUGAUCCACCUCAUCCUGCUGGUUGGGGGCAGGUUGUCUCUCCACUGGAACUGGGUCAGAACCUGACAGAAUCCCUUCAUGCAGACGGAUCUUCUUUGUUUUUGUGGCUGAACAAAAAACAAUGAUCGACUCCGAAGCCGGGAGGAUCUCCAGAACUGACCGGAUCCAGAACCGAACGGGAUCCAGAACCUGCAGGGAUCCAGAACCGGCCGGAUCCCGGUUUGGGAUUUAAACCUUGACCUUUGACAUGCAAGGAGACUGGAUCCAGAGUUCUGAUCCGGAUGCUUGUGUCAGCAGAACGGAGCAACCUGAUUGGCUGGCGGUGCUGGCCCCGGUCAGGGGUCAAAGGUAAUGAAUAAGUCCAAGUGCUCUUCGUCGCGGCGCUCCUCUUCCUCGGCCGCCGUGCUUUAAUUGCUCCUCUUGGUGAUGUGAACGGAGAACUGAAGGAUUCUGGGAAUCUAACCGACGUUUCCGGCUCAGAGGUUCUGAUUCUGUUCAUGGGGACUCGGAUCAGAACCAGAGGCGGUUCUUCGGUUCUCAGAUGAUUCAGCUCAGAGAUUUUAAUCUCAUCGUAUUUGAAGAGCGAUUCGUUUCCAACGACUCUGACCCGCCUUAACGUGACCUCUGACCUCUACGUUCCUCUGCCAACUCUCAGCAGGCAGCCAGUUUGUGUCACAUCUAUGUUUUUAUAUCUGUGCUGGUUUUUAUUGGAUGGUUAUGAUGAUGAAAUGUUGUUUUUAAAGCCUUAACAGUUUAAUUAUUUCAGCACUAAACUUCAGUUUCUUUUUAAAGGUUUUUGUUUUUUAUUCCUGACCAUAAAGUUAAUAUUUGUGUUAUUUUUCACAUCCGUCUCUCGCCUGGAGGCGGGUUUUGUCUAGGACGUUUUGGUGUCAGAAUAUUGGUUCUGAUGUUCAGAUGCUCAGGUUUGAACUUUUCCAUAUUUCCUCCUGGUUUCUCUGACCAGCCAAAUUAAACCUGAAAUAAAAAGUUUUUUCUCUUCA